This is a messenger RNA of Aureococcus anophagefferens, 1881 nucleotides long. RefSeq lists its product as hypothetical. Gene Ontology annotation, biological process: regulation of translation; mRNA processing. The record is from RefSeq and is a predicted model, not a curated record. Gene Ontology annotation, molecular function: protein binding; mRNA binding; single-stranded RNA binding. Lineage: Eukaryota; Pelagophyceae; Pelagomonadales; Pelagomonadaceae. Bases 1 to 1881 code for a protein of 626 amino acids. The transcript has a single exon.
AUGCGGCCAUUCCUCGGCCGCCGCCGGGCGCUGCUGGCCCUCCUGACAUUCGCGGUCGCCUCCGGCUGGGCGCCGCAGCACAGCGCGGCGAAGCAUCCGCGGCGCCUGCUCGGCGUGCGGGGCGUCGAGGCGCCCAACCCGCCAACCUCAAAGGCGCGGCGGACGCGGGCCCGGCCGCCCAUGCUGACCCAGUGGACGGCGCCGCGCGGGUCCGCCGCCGAGGGCGCCGACGGCGGCUACCUCGAGACGCUCACGAAGAAGGUCCAGCAGUCGCUCCUCGCGAACUCGCUCGAGAUCCAGGUGCCCGGGCCCGGCGCCAAAAGGGAGGGCGCGUUCUUCGAGGGCGGCAAGCGGCGGCCCCGGGCCCUGCCCAUCAACGCCGACCUGCUGAACUGGCGCGCGAAGCGGGCCCUGCGGCGGGGCCAGCUCCGCGAGGCGCGCGCGCUCUGGCGCCGGUGCGUCGACGUCGACCGCUACGACGGACGCGCGUACAUCGCUUUAAGCCGCGACCUCGAGUUCCGCAAGCGCGACGCCGCGGGCGCCGGGGCGUUGCUCUCGGAAGCGCUGAAGCUCGACCCGUCCAACGCCUACGUGCGCCAGGCCUACGCGGUGCUUUUGGAGCGGCGCGGCCGGCGCGACGACGCACUCGCGGAGCUCAAGCUCGCGGUGGACUACGACCCGGGCCACGGCGCGUCCUGGGUCGCCAUGGCGCGCCUCCUCACGCGGGACGUGCGCGACGCGCCCCUGCCGCUCGACGGCCGGGACCGGCGGCGCCGGGGCCGCGACGACGAGGACUGGCUCGCGGGCGCCAACUGGAACUCGCUCGCCGAGGGCCCGCGGCGCGGCGACCUCGCGCGCGUCGAGGAGGCGCGCCGGUGCUACGCGAAGGCGCUGGAGGCCCAGCCGCGGUCCUACUUCGCGCUGUCGGCCUUUGGGGAUCUGGAGGCGCGGCUCGGCAACGUCGAAGAGGCGCGCGCCCUCCUGAACGCGUCGUGCGCGGCGAACCCGCGGAACGCGGGCUCCUGGGUCGCCUGGGCCCAGCUCGAGGAGCGCCGGGGCCUCGGUCUCCCGCGGGCCCGCGAGCUCUACGAGGUCGCCCGCAGGGCGCACCGGUCGAACACGCGCGUCUUCACCGCGUGGGCCGCGGCGGAGGCGCGCGCGGGCAACGCGACGGGCGCGACGAAGCUCUUGGCAAUGGCGACGCGCGCCGGCGGGCUGAGCCCCGGGGGCUGCCGCGACGGCAACGUCUACGCGACGCUCGGCGACGUGCUCCAGCGGGACCUCCUGGACUGCGACCGGGCCGCGGACGCGUUCCGGCGCGCCGUCGCCGUGGACCGCGCGCACGCGCCGGCCUACUACAAGUGGGCGACCAUGGAGGCGCGGCGCGGCGACGUCGAACUCGCGUCGGACUUGUUGCAGCAGGGCAUCUGGGGCUGCUCCGGCGUCGCGCGUCCCGACGACGUGGCCAAGCUCCACCGCGCCAAGGGCGAGCUCGAGGCGAACGCGACGCUGGCGCUCAAGCAGGACGCCUGGGUGCACCCCGACGGCGCGGCCGCGCUGACCGACGACGACCUGCUGCCCGCGGCGCCCUGGGACGCCGCCGCGGACGGCGCGCGCGCGUCGUUCCGCAAAGCGUUGGACGCGUCCGCGAACGCGGCGACCUUCGCGGCCUGGGCCCGCUUCGAGGCGAACCUCGGCGAGGCGGACCGCGCGCGGGCCCUGCUCGAGGACGGCAUCCGCACCUGCGGGGGCGACCCGAAGAUCUGGCGCGAGUACGUCGCCUUCGAGCAGCGCACGCGCGGCGACCGCGGCGCGGACUACGCGAAGGCCCGCGCGCGGGGCAACUUCCGGGGGUUCGCCCAGCCCUCGGCGGCGCGCUAA